AUGAAGAUUACCUUCCUGCUGAUAUUUAAGGCGAGAUUCAGGUGCAUCGUCAGGCUUCUACUGCUGCUAUUACACUGUGUGGGAUACUCUCAUGGGAUGCCACACGUCCUGAGAUUUGGGGGGAUAUUUGAGUCCAUUGAAAGCGGCCCAUCUGGUGCUGAGGAACUUGCCUUUAAAUUUGCUUUGAACACAAUCAACAGGAACAGAACCCUACUGCCAAACACCACGCUGACCUACGACAUCCAAAGGAUAAACAUCUAUGACAGCUUUGAAGCCUCCAGGAAAGCUUGUGACCAGCUUUCUCUUGGGGUGGCAGCUAUAUUCGGUCCCUCACACAGUUCCUCAGCCAAUGCAGUCCAGUCCAUUUGCAAUGCCUUGGGGGUCCCGCACAUCCAGACCAAGUGGAAGCACCAGGUAUCUGACAACAGAGAUGUCUUCUACGUAAGCCUCUAUCCAGACUUCUCCUCCCUGAGCCGGGCUAUCCUGGACCUGGUCCACUUCUUCAAGUGGAAGACGGUCACUGUGGUUUAUGAUGACAGCACUGGUCUGAUUCGAUUGCAAGAACUUAUAAAGGCACCAUCCCGGUACAACAUCCGUUUAAAGAUCCGGCAGCUGCCUGCAGAAACCAAGGAUGCCAAGCCCCUGUUAAAGGAGAUGAAAAGAGGGAAGGAGUUUCACAUCAUCUUUGAUUGCGGCCACGAAAUGGCUGCUGGGAUCCUGAAGCAGGCUCUCGCCAUGGGGAUGAUGACAGAGUAUUAUCACUAUAUCUUCACCACACUGGACCUGUUUGCACUGGAUGUGGAGCCUUACCGAUACAGUGGUGUGAACAUGACAGGCUUCAGGAUUCUCAACACCGAGAACAGCCAAGUGGCCUCCAUCAUUGAAAAAUGGUCCAUGGAACGACUGCAGGCUCCACCAAAACCUGACUCUGGUCUACUGGACGGCUUCAUGACCACGGACGCUGCACUGAUGUAUGAUGCCGUGCACGUGGUGGCCGUGGCUGUGCAGCAGUCUCAGCAGAUCACUGUCAGCUCAUUACAGUGCAACCGACACAAACCCUGGCGCUUCGGGAAUCGCUUCAUGGCCCUCAUCAAAGAGGCUCACUGGGAUGGCCUCACUGGGAGAAUCACUUUCAACCGGACCAAUGGCCUGAGAACAGACUUUGACCUUGAUGUCAUCAGUCUUAAAGAAGAGGGCCUUGAGAAGAUUGGUACCUGGGACCCUCCAAGUGGCCUGAACAUGACAGACAACCAGAAGGGGAAGACAACUAAUGUCUCUGAUUCCUUGUCCAAUCGAUCCUUGGUCGUCUCCACCAUACUGGAAGAGCCAUAUGUGAUGUUCAAGAAGUCUGACAAGCCGCUGUAUGGGAACGACCGCUUUGAGGGCUAUUGCAUAGAUCUGCUGAGAGAGCUGGCCAACAUCCUGGGAUUCACUUAUGAAGUUCGCCUGGUAGAAGAUGGAAAAUUUGGUGCCCAGGAUGAGAACACAGGCCAGUGGAAUGGCAUGGUCAAGGAGCUAAUGGACCACAGAGCUGAUCUGGCAGUGGCUCCCCUCGCCAUCACAUAUGUCCGCGAGAAGGUUAUCGACUUUUCCAAGCCAUUCAUGACGCUGGGUAUAAGUAUACUGUACCGCAAGCCCAACGGGACCAACCCUGGGGUCUUCUCCUUCCUCAACCCCCUGUCGCCUGAUAUCUGGAUGUAUAUUCUGCUGGCUUACUUGGGUGUCAGUUGUGUGCUGUUUGUCAUAGCCAGGUUUAGUCCCUACGAGUGGUAUAACCCCCACCCUUGCAACCCUGACUCGGAUGUAGUGGAAAACAAUUUCACCCUGCUAAAUAGUUUCUGGUUCGGAGUUGGAGCUCUCAUGCAGCAAGGAUCUGAGCUCAUGCCGAAAGCCCUCUCCACCAGAAUUGUAGGAGGAAUCUGGUGGUUUUUCACGCUCAUCAUCAUCUCCUCCUACACUGCAAACCUGGCGGCCUUCCUCACUGUCGAGAGGAUGGAGUCGCCCAUCGACUCUGCAGAUGACCUGGCCAAGCAGACAAAGAUAGAAUAUGGAGUGGUUGAGGAUGGGUCCACCAUGACCUUCUUUAAGAAAUCACUUGUCAGUGCCUUCCAAAAGUUAU
Messenger RNA from Stegastes partitus (bicolor damselfish), 2119 nucleotides. Its product is annotated as glutamate receptor ionotropic, kainate 2. NCBI's taxonomy places the organism in Eukaryota, Metazoa, Chordata, Actinopteri, Pomacentridae. Gene Ontology annotation, molecular function: ligand-gated monoatomic ion channel activity; signaling receptor activity. Gene Ontology annotation, biological process: monoatomic ion transport. The transcript has 14 exons. The annotation marks the transcript as partial. Gene Ontology annotation, cellular component: membrane. The record is from RefSeq and is a predicted model, not a curated record.